This is a messenger RNA of Myiozetetes cayanensis, 3265 nucleotides long. RefSeq names its product dihydrouridine synthase 4 like (gene DUS4L). Gene Ontology annotation, biological process: tRNA processing. Lineage: Eukaryota; Metazoa; Chordata; Aves; Passeriformes; Tyrannidae. The record is from RefSeq and is a predicted model, not a curated record. The coding region runs from base 249 to 1196 and encodes 315 amino acids. Gene Ontology annotation, molecular function: flavin adenine dinucleotide binding; tRNA dihydrouridine synthase activity. The transcript has 7 exons.
CGCCUCACCGUCCGCCCGCAGCUCGGCGAGGGCCGGGGCCGGGGCCGCCCCCGCCUCCUCCAUGCUGGCGGUGCCGGAGCGCGCGUCACUCCCGGCACGCGGCGCGCGGCGAUGAUGGCGAAGGCGCGCGACGGCACGUGUCGAUCCCGGCGGGAGCGGCGCCGGAGCCGGGACACGGCCGGGCCUCGGCCCUGAGGGAGCUCCUUCUCCUGGCGCGGCGCAAAUGCCGAAAGGACUGUUAAUUAUACAUGAUUGGUAACGUCACAGAAGCUAAAGAAUGCCGACGAAACGAUCCCAUGGAUUUGUUUCGUUCUGGCCAAGUUGUGAAAAUAUGUGCCCCCAUGGUCCGCUAUUCAAAGUUGGCUUUCAGAACCCUGGUUAGGAGAUACAGUUGCGAUUUGUGUUACACACCAAUGAUAGUGGCAGCAGAUUUUGUGAGAUCUGCAAAAGCAAGAGACAGUGAAUUCACAACAAACAAAGGUGACCAUCCAUUGAUUGUUCAGUUCGCUGCUAAAGAAGCACAGGUUUUGUGUGAUGCUGCGCGUAUCGUCUGUCCUUUCGCAGAUGGAAUAGACCUAAACUGUGGUUGUCCUCAGAGAUGGGCCAUGGCAGAAGGUUAUGGUGCUUGCUUAAUAAACAAACCAGAACUCGUUAAAGAUAUGGUGAGACAUGUACGAAAUCAGAUCAACAACCCUAAAUUUUCAGUAUCUAUUAAAAUAAGGAUCCACGAGGACUUAAAAAGAACAGUUGACCUGUGUCAAAAAGCUGAAGCAGCUGGAGUUUCAUGGAUUACAGUACAUGGGAGAAGUAUAGAAGAAAGGCAUCAGCCUGUACAUUAUGAUGCAAUUAAAACAAUUAAACAAAGCAUGUCUAUACCUAUUGUGGCUAAUGGAGACAUUAAGACUUUAAAAGAUGCUGAAAAUGUUCAUCAGUUGACAGAAGCAGAUGGUGUAAUGGUGGCUAGAGGACUCUUGGCAAAUCCAGCUAUGUUUGCAGGAUAUGAAGAGACACCUUUUAAGUGCAUCCAGGACUGGGUUGACAUUGCUCUUGAGCACGGAACUCCUUUUACAUGUUUCCACCACCACUUAAUGUACAUGAUGGAACGGAUAACUUCAAAACAAGAAAAAAAAGUUUUUAAUGUUUUAUCAAGUACCUCAGCAGUACUAGAUUACCUGAAUGACCAUUAUGGUGUGUGAUAAAUGGAAGUAUUUUAAUUCUAUGUAAACUUGUAUUUUGCAAUCGUUGAUACAUUGUUAAAGUUUUAAUUCUUCUUAGUCGCAUUUAUCAAUUGUGUAAGUAUUUUCAACACAGCAUAAAAUCAUUAGGAUGGUAAUUUAUUUUUUUAGUAUUUUUAUGUGUACAUUUUCCCCUCUAGAAAAUAUUCCAAAUUCCACAAAUGUGGAAUUCGGUUUACAGUGCACAUGUGGGAGAGGGGAGAUUAUUUUAAUAAUGGCCAGUCUUCGCGAGCGAAGAUCCGGGGAAGGUCUUUCCACCUUCCAGCCUGCGCAUUGGAUUUUUUAGGUGAGACACAGUGUGCGCGGAACUGAGCCCACCCUUUAAUCCUAAGGUUCAUCUGCCGGGGCCAAGCAAGCUUGGACGGUGGCAGUGAGGUCCUUAGGACGUAGGUGGGUUGCCUUUAAGGGCUGACGAGCCCCACCUGCCCGGGAGUGGCCCUGACCGGGAAUCGAACCCGGGUCUCCACGGUGACAGCGCGGCGCCUUUCCAUUAGACCACCAGGGGCUCCGGAGAUUAUUUUAAGGCUCCAGUAAUUUACAUUUUCACCAGACAAUUGCUUACAGCAAUAUUAUUGCAAAACUAGGGCCUUUCUUAGAUGAAACCUCCUAAAAUCAGGACUACUGACAAAUAAUGCCAGUAAUUUCAGACCAAAAGAAUACAAAGGGAGCAAUUACAGAAGUUUUUGCUUUAACUGACAUAAGUUGAAUUUAAAUUUGAGUAGAUUUUCAAACUUUAGGACUGUGAAGCUUUGAAGCCCAGCAUACUAUCCUCUUUUAAAUUAGGUGUUCCUUUUGCAGACUAAAAAAAACUUUCUAAACUUACUUACAACUUAGAAAAAUUCCAUAUUUCAUAUAGCAGACGAAAUAUGGAACAGAUAAACACUGGUGAAAGGAAGGAAGGAAAAAGUACAAUGAAGAGACAGUUUAAACUAAGUACAAACUUAGCUUGAAUCUAAAAUACAAGACUUGAGAGUUCAAUUUAAAUUCAGUUUUGUUUAUCUACUGUAUAAUAAUUGUAUACCAGAUCCCUACCAUCUACCACACCAGAAGUUUUUAGGUCAAAGAAAAGCUGACAGAUUCUCUCAGUAGGGCUCUUGCAGUCCUUUCUGCCCACUGGCAUGUUGCUUAUCAAAGCAUGACAGCCACUUGGCUUUGAAUCACUGUAUAGGGGUGAAAUAGUGGAAAUUAGAACAGGAUGAUAAACAUUACACACCAGCUGCAUUUGUUCUGCAAGGGAAAUUCCACAAAACUGUGCAGUAGAAUUACUUGUAAUCAAAUAAUUUGUUUUCUUUAUAUGUUUACACAGAAAUUCAUACCAAAAAUUUCCUAGUUUUUUGACUGUGAUUGUUCUAUGAAUAUACUUGUGAAUAGUUCCAAAUUUUCUAAAUAAAUUACUUGGUUUUGUAUACAGUUGUAAUUAUUUUUUGUAAUUAUGCAACAAUCUUGAGGAGGGAAGGUUGCUUUUGAUGCUACUCACAAAUAUUUUAAUAGUUUAAAUAUCUUAAAUUCUCACAAUUUUUUUAAUGCAAUGUCAUAAAAUACCUGGUCAUUUUUCAUUAUGAAUAUGAAUAAAAGUCUAUGAAUAAAAGUUUGAAAGGCAUGACCUGAGUCAUCAAGUCUGGUUCACUAUUUAAGACAGCAAAGUUACGUAACUUUUCUGAUACAAUCACCUUCCUGAUGUGUUAAUAAAUGGAAAACUGCAGAUAUGCUUUGCUAUCCUAAAGCUAAUUGAGACAAUCUCUGCAACUUUCUUAGUUGUGAUAGUGUCUCCAUUCCUUCAGACAACUAUUUUUUCACUCUUCUGGAUUCUGAUGUUUUCUUGACAUUAGAUAAUCACAAAUUUGUAUAGCAUUUCAGGUAAACUCACAGCAAUAUCUUCUGCAGAUAAUACCUCUCCUAAUGCCUCACUUUUCCUCAACUAAUAUUCAUCAUGUAAAUUAUGAGCUUCCAGUUUUACAGAAAAAGUUCUUACUUCCCAACUGCAUGACUUUGUAUUUUGUGGUGUUGAAUUUCCAGUCUAAAUGCAAUUA